AUGCACGGCUUGGCCAUCUGUCGCGCAUUCGCCGGUGAUACCGAGUAUGCGCACGCGUUUGCGCAACGGAGUGCAAGUCUUACCCUGACAGCGCAGCGGCAGAUUACGCUCGGCAAUAUUUUCCUCGCUCAAGGCAAGCUCGCAAAGGCGAGCACGGUGUACGCGAUGGCAAUUCGUCGCGAUCCGGUGAGCGCGGUCGCGCACUUCAACAUCGGCAACGCGCACUUCUUGGCGGGCGAUGCGGCGAGCGCGCGCGUGAGCUAUCUCGCCGCGCUCGAUCGUGAACCGAAUUACUUCAAGGCUUUGUACAAUCUCGCAAUCGUCAUCGACUCCAUUGGUUCUGUGGGUGAGGCAAAAGAAUGGAUGAAACGCGCCGUCGACUGCCGUCCGAAUGAUUCACGCGCGACGUACGCCCUCGCGCUGUUGUACGUUAAGCUUGGACAAUGGAAGAAAGCCGAAUAUCACUUUGAACAGACGUUGAACCUCGACGCCAAGCACGCUCCGUCGCAAGUUAAGCUCGGGAACUUGGCCUUCAGGCGAGGCGACUUCCAGCGCUCCGGGGCGAAUUACCUUAAUGCGUUGGAAGUUGAUCCGGGCAACGUCGAGGCGUUGACGAACUUGGCCAUG
Ostreococcus lucimarinus CCE9901 is the source of this 627-nucleotide messenger RNA. RefSeq lists its product with no specific name. Gene Ontology annotation, molecular function: kinesin binding. Gene Ontology annotation, cellular component: centriole; ciliary base; non-motile cilium. Gene Ontology annotation, biological process: intraciliary transport; non-motile cilium assembly. Lineage: Eukaryota; Viridiplantae; Chlorophyta; Mamiellophyceae; Mamiellales; Bathycoccaceae. The annotation marks the transcript as partial. The record is from RefSeq and is a predicted model, not a curated record. The transcript has a single exon.